CAUCAUCACCUUUGCGGAGUCGCGCGAGACGAGCGAAAGACUAGAGACUCAACUCUUGCAUGAGUCGAAUUGCGAGCAGCUUGCAUCCCACAUCCCAUGCAUGCACUGAUUCGAGAGUGACACUCGUGACUAUUACUACUACAGAUACACAGACUGACGAUCAUAUCAAAACUGCCGCUUUGCAGCUUGCAUCACCACGCACCAAGCUCAUGCCCGCCAUCCGAUCCGCAAGGAGGUUGCCGUUUUGACAAGUUGUCUUGCAUGCCCGCUCUGCACUCCAGCUAUCCUUGUCUAGCCUCAGGACACCUCCACUCGUCUCCUGCGUCCGACAGCAAGCACUCGUGACUCGUAACACAAAAUCGUCUCCAAGCGAGGCGCAAAUUCAGACUCUGGAGCAUCGAGCCUGCACAGAACAGAGAUCUCUCGGAUGCGCAGCGAGACACGACAAUGCAACAAGCUCCAGAACAAGCCGGCCCGUCACGUUCUCCCGAUGGACCCAAUCGAUCAGCGUCCACAUCACCAUCUUGCUCAGUAGGCGACACCACCAACAAAGUGAAGAUGGAGGAUGUGGCGGAUGAGGAGGAGGAGAGCAAGGCCAAAUCAAACAUUGGCCCUGUGCGAGAGUCGAAGGAGAAUAAAGCGGAAAGGAGGGAGAAGGAGAGCAAGGUGGCCCAACCUCCAGCCAAAGCUGCCUGCACUUUCUGCCGGUCGAGGAAGUCGCGCUGCAAUGGCAAAUGCCCUUGCGCUGCUUGCAUAGCUAGGGGGCGAAUCGAUGACUGCAUAUACACGAUCAGCAGGCGUGGCGGCAAGCCGAAGCCAAAACAGGCUCCAUCAUCCACGGCAAAUUCCCUCGAGUCGCAUUUGGAGCAGCUUUUCGCAUUAUCAGACCUACCCAGCGAUGUUCGAGUGCCGGGACAGGUUCCGCAGCUUCGGCCAUUCCAGACUGACAUGAAUUUUGAUGGGCAAGACGUAGCGGGACCCUCAGCUUGGAGCGGCAAUGAAGGCACGAUGGGCAACGAGGAGCUGGAGCAGCUACUCAGCUCAAUGUCAGCCACGUAUGGAGCACCGGACCAGCAGACUGGACAGUAUCCUACCAUUGCGCAAGGCAGCAUGCCGCACCAAGGCGGCUCGCAUUCCAACAUGUCAUGGCAAGAUCAGCCCCAAGCUGCUGCUGCGAACUCUGGCCUUGCCCCGCUCUUUGGAGGUGAAUCUGCUCAUCAAGCGCGAGGGCAACCUUCGGCAACGCACUCGAUGCCUAUGACGUUGGCUCAGUCCGAUGAGGGCGAAGGGGCACAGUCUCUGCUCGCAGACUACUACCGAUAUCUAUACCGCUUCAUUCCGGUCUUCGUCUCGCCCGCUAGGCUCACUCCCGUGCUCAGCGGCUCAAUGCCAGCCUCUUCUCCUUUUUUGCAUGCCCUCCGAGCUCUGUUGCCCUUGCUGAGAGGAGAGUCCUCGUCUAUGCAACAACCCUUUGCGGUCCCCACAAGCGGACAACAUGGACUUAAUUUUGGCAGCGCAGAGAAGCAUGCCCGUUUGCGAGGCCUCACAAGCUGGUGGGAGCGCAAAGCUACUGAAGGGAUCGACAGCAUCUUGGAGCGGCUAGAGGGAGAUGAGGAUCAAAUGACGAAGGAGGCGCUCACGCUCGAGGUCUGUCAGUCGCUUUGCACCUUGGCCAUCUACGAGUAUGGCUCAGGAAGGGCACUGAAAGCGCGACUGAAAGCCGAUCAAGCGCUAGGGUUGGCUAUGUCAAAAGGCUAUCACCAGGUGCUAUCAGCCUCUUACACGGGCUCCGGCACACCCGGACCUCAAAUAGGGCUUGGGGCUGAAGGCGCUGCAAAGCACUACUUUGCUGGCGUCGAGCCUGGAGAGAUAGGACAGAUGAAACGCAGGGUGUGGUGGACUGUGUGGAGCCUAGUGAUGUGGAGCGCGUAUAACACGGCUCGUACCCCAACAAUCCGAGCAGACGAUCCGCGCGUCCGCACCGACAUGCCAGCAUGCAGAGACGCCUCAGCUUGGGCUAGCAAUGUGCGCUCUUUGCAGGCCCUUCUGCUUGUGCAAGAUCGAGUGUUGGCGCUUUCGCGGUUGCAAGAAGAGAAUCUGGCCGAGGUCGAAACGUCGGGGCCAGGUGGAGUGACGCUGCCUGCCUCACCAGCUAACGCGGUAGCUGGGUCACCGCUGAGUGCAAACACUCCUGCUUCGGCUAGCGGGGGGCCGACAAAGGUCAUCCCUGCAGCAUUUUCCAGCUUGCCGACCAUCGCCACGAAGCAGGACAUCCUGCAGUCCAUGCAAGAGAUCGACGCCAGCCUCCAAGAACAGAUCAAAGCCAUUGAGGAGCCAGGCGCGGACCUGGGAGGUGCGAUCAACCACUCUCGACAAAGCUCAGGGGCGCGUCAAAACGCUUCUGCCGAAGAGGUGGAGGAUGGUCUCGUUGCGUAUCUGAAGAGCAGUGCUGCAAUACAGCUUUACACCUCUUCCCUAACACUACACAUUGGACAAGCCUUCCAGGGAGCAAGCCUGUUUGAGCGCAAAUUGUGCUUUUUGAAUAGCGUCAACGACUCCACAGACUCAAUGGCCGCGUGCCAGGUGCCGAUGCCAGACGUCUUCGACGAUCCAUCAGGAGGUGCGAAUUUGCAGCAGAUAGGACCAGCGUCGUCGUCUACCCAGGAGCUGUACCAACGUGGACCAUUCUUGCCGCGCCUCAGUCUCGAUCGCUGCGUCCACGCUUCCAAACGCUUGCUCGAAAUAUCAAGGCAUGCAGGCAAAGACCCUCAACCGAAUCCCUUUGGAGCCUGUUCCUUCGUCCUCAUCUCUUUCGUCUGUCUCAUGCAAGCGCUGGCAAUCAGCGGCACACCUGAUGGCGAAGGGGACACAGAGGAGAACGACGACUCGAACACACCCCCUCGCAGACCUCAACAAGGUCAAAUGCCGGCAUCGUACUCCCGAGAUCUGUUGCUUUCCGGGCAGGGAGCAGCCGCCCUGAGCCCUGCUGUUAAGCAAGACGGCCAAUUCAAUGGAGGUCAUCACGGAAGCGACUUGACGGGCGCCGCCGGUCAAAGCGUCAUAUCUGGCGGCUCUCGUCUUCAGCGACUGGAGAGGAUUUGGCAACGGGUGCGAGAAGCGCACGAGACCUUGAAAGCCAUGUCGGACUCGUGGGCUAUAACCAUCCCUAUGCAAGAGGAAGUGAGCAAUUGUCUAGCUGCAAGCAAAGCUCUUCUGGCCUCCCCCUUCGGUUUGCAAAGCCUGUCGACAACAGCAGCUGGACCACAAGUAGCUGGCGGGGCGCUCCCAGAAGCUGGCGUUUCAGAUACCAUGGACUUCCAAAAUAAUGCAGUGCCCUCUGCAAUGGACGCUCCGCUCGGAUUCGACCCCCUGCUCGGCUUCGACGAUGCUGCCGAUUCGCCUUGGUCCGGCAUCUCUACUGGCCAAUGAUGCCGUUGUACUGCAAUAUAUAUAUGUCCCCAAUACCCUUUACGCGCCGCUGCUCGCCUGAUGUACCGAAUGCGGCGUGUAACAAGACUCC
This is a messenger RNA of Ceraceosorus guamensis, 3520 nucleotides long. RefSeq lists its product as hypothetical. Gene Ontology annotation, molecular function: DNA-binding transcription factor activity, RNA polymerase II-specific; zinc ion binding. The record is from RefSeq and is a predicted model, not a curated record. Gene Ontology annotation, biological process: regulation of DNA-templated transcription. Lineage: Eukaryota; Fungi; Basidiomycota; Exobasidiomycetes; Ceraceosorales; Ceraceosoraceae. The transcript has 7 exons. Bases 448 to 3429 code for a protein of 993 amino acids.